AUGCACCCAAGUGGGAAGUACCAAUAUAGCAUCGAGGGGGGGCGGUGGGCUCUGAUUGACUUGCAAAUCCCCCUGUUCGGCUCGUUGCGAGCGGCGGGUAUGCGGUUAGGACGGACCUCCGAGACUCUUGGACAUUCCUUUCCCUUUAAAGCCUCUUUAUACUGUUAUCCUCUGGACAUUGGUCAAUAUCACUCGCUGAAAGGGGGAAACAUGGCGCAAGGUACGGUAGGCGGCGACUCGCACGGGGGUAGCAAUGGUUAUGCGGCCGCUCAGGAGGCCAGGUUCGCAGCCAGGAGGCUCGUCAACUUUGAGGUGGCCACCAUAUACGCCACGUUCCUGGCGUCACUCAUCGGCAUCUUCAUCAUCACGCAUCUUGCCGGCCGUUUGAUCACAAAAGUCCAGCGAUCAAAGUCGACGCCGUUGUUUCCUCGAUUCAUCUCCCGGCCCUUUACCGUCAUCUCUAGGAAUGUUGCUCUUCGGAAGAUACCUCUCUUCUACUCGGGCGGCCAUGGGCUGCUGGUCACCGUCUACUUGGCUAUGAAUGUGGCCAUGUGCAUCAUCAAGGUCGACUUUAGCAGCUAUGGCAAUGUCGCCGCCAGGCUAGGAUGGCUGACGACGUGCAAUCUUGCUCUCGUGGUAUUCCUCGCUCUCAAAAACACGCCGCUGGCGUUCCUGACGGCCUACUCGCACGAAAGGCUCAACAACCUCCACCAGCUGGCCGGCUGCGUCACCUUUUUGAUGAUGGCCCUCCACUCCAUCCUGUACACGAUGGUUUUUGCCCAGUCCAACAGGUACGAGAAGCUUCGGGAGCACGAGCAGAUCGCGGGUAUCGUGGCUAGCUUUGCCUUUUUGGUUCUUGUUGGUACCGCCAUUACUAUGCGGCGAUUCUGCUACGAGCUCUUCUACGCAACGCACAUAAUCUCAUUCAUGGUCGUCAUGGUGGCAUUUUCGCUGCACCGGCACGAGUUCAAGGAUGUGAUACUCUACAUCAUCCUGGCCAUCGCCGGCGCGUGGGCGACGGACCGUCUGAUCCGGAUGGGGCGCAUGCUCGCCAACAGCGUCAACCAGUCGGCGACGGUGCACCCGCUCCCCGACGGCGGCACGCGCAUCGUGCUCUCCAAGCGGCCGCUGGGCAGCCAGGCCGGCAAGCACUGCUUCCUGUGGAUCCCGGGCGUCCGCGCCCUCGAGGCUCACCCUUUUACCAUGAUCAGCUCGGACCCCGUCGAGUUCGUCGCAAAGUCGUACGACGGCUUCACGCGCGACCUGCACACGUACGCCGUCGCCAACCCCGGAGCCAGGCUGUGGGCUUCGGUCGACGGGCCCUACGGCACCUUUUCCGACCCCAUGCAGUUUGACAAGAUUGUUCUCAUCGCCGGCGGGAGCGGUGCGUCCUUCGUCUUUGGCCUCGCUACGAAUCUGCUCGAGCGCAUGGGCCCCGAUUCGACGAGGAGUAUCGAGCUCAUCUGGGCUGUUAGGACGCAUGAGAACCUCCUGUGGUAUGCAGACCACCUGAGAACGCUCAACGAUCACGUCAACUCGCCAAAAUGCAAGGUCUCUCUCUACGUUUCCCGCAUGCCCUCAUCUGCAAGCUCAUCGCACAUUGAUUUCUCAACCCGCCCACAACUCGGAUCCGACGGCGAAAAGAUGGACGCAGAACCCCGCUCCCCAGAUCUAGAAAAGGUUCUGGAGGGUGAGAAGCCAACAGCAAAACAGAGCGCCGACGACGAAAAGAAGGACAAGAAGGACAACAUUCAAGAAUUCCAAUCCGCGGCGCGAAGCGACAUGGAGACGUCAGACGAGGACAUGAACAGCAGCCAUGACAACACCGUCAUCCUCCUCCAACAACAACAACAACAACAACAACCACAGCAGCAGCAGCAAUCCACCACCGCCACAACACAACAACGGCAGAGCCGGCGACAGAACGGCAGCUACGACGCCGAGGCACACUCGUGCACCUCGUCUGCGUCGUCGACGACAACCAUCCGCCACACCGUCACUCCGGGUCGGCCGCCCGCAGAGGUCCUGAUCCGCAGCGCCGUCGAGGCCACGCCCGCGGACCAGCGCGUGCUCGUCGUCGCGUGCGGGCCAGACUCGCUCAUGCGCGCCGCCAGAGACACUGCUGCCAGCUGCAUCAGGCCAGAUGGGCCUGGGGUGGAACUACACUGUGAGCAGUUUGGGUGGUGA
Molecule: messenger RNA, 2187 nt
Organism: Pyricularia grisea
Lineage: Eukaryota; Fungi; Ascomycota; Sordariomycetes; Magnaporthales; Pyriculariaceae
Exons: 8
Coding region: 1-2187 (728 amino acids)
Biological process (GO): iron ion transport; intracellular iron ion homeostasis; copper ion import
Cellular component (GO): plasma membrane
Molecular function (GO): ferric-chelate reductase activity
Source: RefSeq, a predicted model, not a curated record